AUGGACACAAUCAACGAUGGGAUUCGCUUUCUCAAUAGUUCCAUUGAUGCUUGUACGGACUACGUCAGGGAGAACGCGAUUCAACUGAUCAUAAUUGGAGCCUUGGUUUAUUAUCUCAAGAAUCGGAAACAACAAGAUCAGGGGUAUACCUUGAGUCAAUCACGACCAACCGCAGCUGCUACCACCACUACUACUACUGAAUCUGCUGCUGCAUCCGAGACGACAUCCACCAAAAACAAAUUAACCCGAGAUGAACAUUUAAUGGCAGUGCGGGAACGUCAACAACAAUUGGCCAACCAACGGGCACUCGAAGCUGCCAAAUUGCGCAAGGAAAAACAACAAAACGAAAAGGACCGGAAGAAUCAAGUGGCCCAAAAUAAGAAGAAAAAGGGAGACGUAUUAGGCAAUGGUAGUGCUAGUGCUAGUACUAGUCCUAGUGCUAGUGCUAGUGGUGCUAGCUGUGCGUACAAUCCCAUGCAACCAUGGUCAGGUCAUUCGAAUGGAUUUAGGUUCGUAACAACAACAGCAACACACGCGUUUGGAAUUUAG
Cylindrotheca closterium is the source of this 549-nucleotide messenger RNA. Lineage: Eukaryota; Bacillariophyta; Bacillariophyceae; Bacillariales; Bacillariaceae. The record is from the annotation of a GenBank genome assembly.